This is a messenger RNA of Salvia splendens (bonfire salvia), 414 nucleotides long. RefSeq lists its product as uncharacterized. The coding region runs from base 1 to 414 and encodes 137 amino acids. NCBI's taxonomy places the organism in Eukaryota, Viridiplantae, Streptophyta, Magnoliopsida, Lamiales, Lamiaceae. The record is from RefSeq and is a predicted model, not a curated record. The transcript has a single exon.
AUGAGGCGAGAACUGUUUCUGCGCAUUGUUCACGCGAUGGAGGCCCGCGACGAGUACUUCCAGCAGCGGCAAGAUGCGGCCAAUAGAAUCGGUCUAUCCUCGCUUACGAAGUGCACGAUUGUUCUUCGUCAGUUGGCCUAUGGCACCACGACGAACAUGUUCGACGAGUAUCUUCACGUCAGGGAUACAACUGGCCAGGAGUGUCUGGCAAAAUUUUGUGAGGGUGUGAUUGACGCCUUCGGCGCCACAUAUUUGCACAAUGCCGAAGAUUGUCAGUUCCUGAUGAUGAUGCACGAUAGGGUGCACAACUUUCCUGGAAUGUUAGGGAGCAUUGAUUGUAUGCACUGGGAGUGGAAGAAUUGUCCGACAGCGUGGAGAGGUCAAUGGAGGGGUUGGCAGCGGAAGCGUGCAUAA